UCGGGUAGAAGGAACGCCACGGGAUGCGCCGAUCAGCUCCAUGGGCUCCCCGGGGUUCAAUGUCUCCCGGGAGCUGCUGCUGGCGAUCCGGCAGGCGAACUCCCAGCGAGUGGAGUUCCUGGUGGAAGGUUUCACCUCCGCGCUGCGCGAGGCGCGGCUUCGAAAGGGCAGCGCCAAGUUCGAGGGCAGCCUUUGGGACCUGGCCUGCGCGGUGCAGCGCCUGGCGCAGCAGCCGCUGGGCGCCGCGCAGUUCUGGGAGGAGGUGGCGGAGGUGGUAAAGUCCAACGAAGCUGAGAUGCAGCCAAGAGAGCUGGCGCUUUUCUGCCACAGCCUCCGCGGCCAGCGAAACCCCGCGCUGGCGCCGCUGCUGCUGCGGCGGGCCGCCGCGCUCCGCGAGGACCUCACGGCGCGGGAUCUGCAGAUGAUUUUGCAGGGGCUCGAGGGACUGCGUCGCGAGUCGACGGAUGCCUUGAACCCGAAGCUCCUGGAGAGUUUGGCGCGUCGCCUGAGCCAGUUGCGCCUGGAUCCGGACCAGCCUUGGCAAGCGGCCAACAUGCUGCACGCCUUCGCUAGGCUCCGGCAUGUCAACGACUCAGAGCUUUGCAGGAAGAUCUUCGACUUUGCCCAGGAGGGCUUGGGCGCCUGGGGCCCCAAGGAACUGGCCGUGCUCUGCGACGCCUGCGCGGAGCUGCGCCAAGGCGCCCGCCGGAGCUUGGCCCAGGAAACCUGGCAGAGCCUGGCGCUGCGGGGAGCAGAGGUCUGCGUGUUGGCGGGGCCCAAGGAGCUGGCGGACUUGGCCCGGGGCUUCAUGCGCGCGGGGGUGCCGCGGGAGCUGGUGGCGCCCUUCUUCGAGGCCCUGGAGGACCGGCUCACCUCGCCCGCCUUCUGCGAGCAUUUGAGCGCCUGGGACCUUUGCUUCUUGGCGAAGGCUUUGGCGCACCAACGCUGCCCCGUGCGCCCGGAGCGGCCUCAGCGGGAGCCUCACCGGGAAAUGCGGCCGUACACGUCCUGGCCGCUGGAGGAGUAUGUCGGUCGGCGAGUGCGGGACUUCUCCCAGAUGGACCUUUGCAGCACGUUGAACGCUGCUAUGAGGCUUCGAGUCGCAACAGGACGCGGCCCUGAGCUUUUGCAGCUGUGGCGGCGGCUGGACGUUGGCGCGCUGUCGCCGCCCCAGGUGGCUUUGCUUUUCAGCGCCGCCGCGGCCGCGGACGCCUUUGGCGAUGCCGAUGCCGGCGGGGCGCGGCCGGCCUUUGGGAUGCUGCGGAAGAUUCUGCCUCAGUGCCGAGCACUGAGCUCCCUCUACACCCCCUGGCAGUUGGCUUACAUCAGCCAGGCCCUUGAGGUGCUGGGGGACGAACAUGGCCUCGGGCUGUGGCCCACGCCCGGCCAUGGUCUGGAGGUUGUGGAGCCGCUCUGCGCCCGCGCGCAGGAGGUGGUGGCCGACGAAGAGAAGCGGCGCCUGAUCUGCGAGUCGCUGCGAAAGAGCAGAAUCCAGGGGCUCUUCUUGCGCUUUUCCUUUGACAAGUACUGCCAGGGGCUGGUUUCGACCAUGCCCGCUGAGCCCCCGAGCUUCGAUUCCGUGUCCAUGAGCCCCGGGCCCGGCCCUGGCAUGGAGAUGUCGCGGAGUUCAGAGGGACCUGCAAGGGCCAGCAAUUCACAGAACCGGCUGGUGCAGUACCUGCAGACUGCGGCCCAUCCCAUGACCUGCGUCUUCCACGCGGCCUUCAAACUCGUUGUGCUCCUGGUCUACAUCUACGGGCGUUACGUCGAUGGCUCCUACGUCUCCACUUUCAUCCUCUGCACCAUCUUCGCGGCCCUGGACUUCUGGACGGUGAAAAACAUCUCCGGGAGACUUUUGGUGGGCCUCCGGUGGUGGAACCUGGUCAAGGACGACGGCUCCUCCGAGUGGGUCUUCGAAUCCAACCCAGACGAGGGGAACCUGAAUGCCACGGACAGAAACGUCUUCUGGGGCGUGACCUACGUGUGGCCGGUGUUGUGGGGCGUCUUCCUCUUCAUGAACAUCCUGAACUUCAGUUUGGACUGGGUUCUCCUGAACGUCAUGAUGGUCGUCUUUGCCGGCACCAAUCUGGCUGGGUACUGGAAAUGUUCGACAGAUGCCAAGAAGCGCGCACAGCAGUGGGUGGAGAGUCAGGGCAUGCGCGCGGUCGCCGGAGCGAUGGGCUUCGCUUAG
Molecule: messenger RNA, 2191 nt
Organism: Effrenium voratum
Lineage: Eukaryota; Dinophyceae; Suessiales; Symbiodiniaceae
Source: the annotation of a GenBank genome assembly